Phytophthora infestans T30-4 is the source of this 1368-nucleotide messenger RNA. RefSeq lists its product as uncharacterized. Lineage: Eukaryota; Oomycota; Peronosporomycetes; Peronosporales; Peronosporaceae. The transcript is spliced from 2 exons. The record is from RefSeq and is a predicted model, not a curated record. Bases 1 to 1368 code for a protein of 455 amino acids.
AUGCGCUAUGCCGCCUUUGCCAGCUCCAUCGCCGUCAGCAGUACGAAUCGGGAUAUCGCCGUCACCAAUCAACGCGACGUCGGGUCGGAAAAGGACGCGGAAACCGCAGAAAACAACAAAAAACAGCAAUCGCUCGGCUUCACCAGCAAGCGAAGGACCAUCGCCUGCUCGAUCUCCAAGUCCGCACAAGCAGACUUUUUAUCAUGCAUUUCAUGCACAAGGGCCCUGUUUUCAAACGGGAGUAGCCAUGAAGAAGUCACGCCGCCGCCAACUCGCUCUGAUCCUCCAAAGCCCGACAAUAUUUUGGCUGAAGAUGUGCAUUACUAUGUUGUUGGCGAGAACAUGAGCAUGACCACUACAUGCCAGGGCAUUGACAGCGCUUCUGAAGCCAAGCCUGACAAUAGCAUGAAGAGGGAUAAGUGUACAAGUAACCAGGAUGCCAAAGAAUGUGCUGAAGACAAGGUGGACAAGACAACAAUACAUGAUGCCCAAGUAAGCAAGGACGUCCGAAGCUUUGUGACGUCCUUAGUGGAGCGGGUGGUGAAGAAGAUGGCUUCAGAUGUGACUGCUUCCACUGCCCCUGCAGUGGCGGAUGGCUCUUCCGGCAACUCUACAGGCAAGGUACCGGUGAAUGGUGUUGCAAAGGUUAAAGUGGGUGCUAAAAGCUUGGCAUCCAAUUCUGCCGUGGACGUUCAAAAGAGACGAAGUUCAGAGAGCAAGGACUCUGGAAGGAAGCAAAGUGCUAGCGUCCAUGUCGAAUCACAACUAUUCGGAAGCCACAGGGAGUGCGAAGAUAUCCAGACAUCCUUGCACAGAAUGGCGGGUCACUUGGAACUAUUGAAAUCUUCGCGAGUGAUUAACCCACGCGAAGCCCAACUGAAACCUCGUUCUCCUGAAACACCGACACCUGCGUCCGAGCUUGCUCUGGCGACGUGUGAAUCCAAGCAAGGUGAUUUCCAUGAUGAGCAGAGUUACCUGACUGCGUUGCGGACCAAGUAUGGUCCUGGUGUGAGCGGAUGUGCCGAACAAGUGAUUACUUUGGUGGAUUAUUACCGUGACUUCGAGCGCCGCACGGACCUUAGCGAGAUAUGGAAAGCACGCAUAACGAAACUUGAGAAGAUCGAGAGCUCUCUGUCUGAGUAUGUUCAACACUUGAACAUCCCUGCUGGUCUUCGACAAGAUUUCAUCAAGGUGCACAUUUUUCACAUUUCACUUGAUGUUGCUAAUUGUUCUCUAACGCCGUUAUCGUGUGCAAUCUUGUUACAGGACCUCAUUGCUUAUCUGCGCGAGUCGUGGACAAUUAGAGACCGACGGUGCCUCUUGGAAAGUCAGGGAGGAAAGGUAUUUCCGAGCCUCUCCCCCACUUAA